GCGACCGAGAGGGAGAGAGAGAGAGAGAGAGAGAGAGGGGUAGAGCAGUAGGCUACAGAGGUGGUGUGAGUGAGGAAGGGAUUGAAGGGAAGAGAGAAAGACAUGACAAAAAUAUCAAAAGGCAGAAAGCACGCCGUACCAUGCGAGCUAAACUGGUGACCGAUGGGAUCGAGGAUGUCGGAUUAAUGGUGACUACCGCAGCCCGUUUUCGCAGAGGAAGCUUCUCUAUUGCAACUUGGGCGCAGAGGGUCCGCGGGGAAACAUGGCCGAAGGAGGGUCGGGUAAAGGUGGCGGAGAAGACCCCGCCAAGUCCGCCGAGCAGGAGGAGGACCGCACUCGACCUCAGGUCCUGUCGGGAUCGGGCUUCUGCAAAUGGUUCAACGUCCGGAUGGGAUUUGGAUUUAUCUCAAUGACCAACAGCGAAGGCAGCCCCGUUGACCCCCCUCUGGAUGUUUUCGUCCACCAAAGCAAACUAGUGAUGGAGGGCUUCCGCAGCUUAAAGGAGGGUGAGCAGGUGGAGUUCACCUAUAAGAAGUCCUCUAAGGGCCUGGAGUCCCUGCGGGUGACCGGACCUGGUGGGGGACCCUGUGCAGGCAGCGAGAGGAGACCCAAAGGGAAGGUCCCAUUGCAGAAACGCAAACCAAAGGGAGACCGCUGUUAUAACUGUGGAGGUCUGGAUCACCAUGCCAAGGAGUGUGGCCUGCCCCCCCAGCCAAAGAAAUGCCACUACUGCCAGAGCAUCACGCACAUGGUGGCUCAGUGUCCCCACAAGGCGCUGGCGCCCGCCACAGGCUCUCAGGACCAACAUGCGUCUACCUCGGCCUCUAGCCCAGGGACCGGGCCUUACCUCUCUCUCCCAGAGGAAGAGGAGCGCUCUGGCUCGUCUCCUCUGGAGGGCUCCUCCUCUUCCCCUGAGGAGCCCCAUACACAACGUGGCUCUCGGACCCAGAGGUGGAGGAAAUCCUGAAAAUAGUCCAUAGAGGUGAAUCUUUCACCGCUAGCCUCUGACACCUCAUGUCUCCUCUCAAUCAAGGUUAUCUGAAGCUCCCCUCAUCUACCUCACACCUGUGAAAAAUGGGAGGUCUUUAUUUCUUUACUUUUAUUGUUUUUCUUUUGGGUUUUUUUUUUUUUUUUUUGGUUUUUUACAAUUUCUAACCAGCGCAGCUAUGGCAACGAUCAAUGGGGUACGUGAUGGGCAAGAAUGUGUGUGACUGACUUGCAGUCAUUUGGUGCAGCUAUGGCAACCACGGCUGGAAUGGUGACUGCAGGGGAUUACUCUUGUUUCAGUCUCUGCAGCACGAGAGUGAGAAAAAAAAACAAAAAACACUGUAUAAGUCUAGUCUUGAUGAUUGUUUUUGCCUUUGUACCCUUGGACCUAAGUGUUGGCCGUUAUGAAUGCUUUUUCUCUACACGACUAUGUUGCAGAUUUAAAGCCACAAAAUAUCCUGUAGGCCUAAUCAUUCUGAAAAAUCAUGAUGCAUCCUUUUAGCACACACGGUAGCUCAUCUUAAGAAGGAUUAGAAGAAGACUUCAAGACCUCAAGACCCUCUAAGCGAUAAUCCAGACCCGCAGGACCGUUAGCUUGGCUUCUAAAGAUCUGUAGGGAAACUUUAUGGAUCCCAGAGGGAAUUUUUUUAAAAAGACAGCCAGCUGCUAGAUCACACUCUAUACUUCUUAAACACUCACAUACAUACAUACCUCUUACAUGAUAUAGACCGGACCAACUGAUUGUCAGACGUCAAACAUGUGCAAGACUGAGAGAAAGCGUGUGUCCUGUGCGUGUUACGCAUGCUCGAACAGAAAACUGUCAGACUGAAGCACCUCUUCCUCAGGUGUGAGUCAACACUAUUAACCCUUAUGUUUCCUAUUAUCAUAGAUAGACACAGUCUAUAUAAGACAUCAUAUAAUCCAUCUAGAUCAUAGUUUAGAUUCAAAAUAAUGAACUGAUCAUUAGAUUUCCAUUUUGGUUGUGGCAUAAUUAGUUGAAAAUAACAUUACACUUUAUAAAUUAUAGUAUAAGUCAUUAAUAUAUACAUAUAUGUAAAGUCACAAGAUAUAAUUAAAAUUCUAUUAACUUUAAGUAAUGCAUUUAUAAGGAAUUAGCUCUGAUCUAUAGGUGUAUAUUGCAUGGGAUGCUUUGUUGGUGUGUGAAAACUCUCUCUCUAUUUAAACAUUUUCAUUCAUGACAAAUCAAACUGACUUAAAAAAACCCCAAACUCCAUAUUUUCCCUUAUUUGCUAAAUCAGAUACUCAGAAAUCGCCUUUGAUACAGCACAAAAGCUCACCGUUUUGUUACAGGUGUAGUACCAGACCAUUAUACUAUCUUUGUAUCUUAUUUAUUUAAUACCUCACAAACUAUCCUUCUUGAAAAAUGAAUGUCAAGCUGUUUGCUCUCCCAGCCAUGUUACAGUAAGAUCGAACCACCUGUUCCUCUUCCAUCUGUGCCUACCAUUUGUUAGCCAGCACCAGCCAGGUUAAUGCGCAGUCCUCUUUGGGAUGAGGUGACAUCACUGCUGCUGCUGCUGCUUCAAACUCACUGAACAAAAAAAAGGAGAGAGAGAGAGAGAGAGAGAGAAUAAGAGUGCUGCUUUUGGUAUAACUUGAAUCCCAAGCAUGGCUUUAGUGGCACUUAUUUGUGACCCAACAACUCUUCUCUGACCAUACUGAAUGUGAAAAGAGCUUAUCUGAAGUCGACUCCUCACACAAUUCAAGUCGAGUCGCUUUGGAGUUGUAUCUUAAUGUUCUGACAAAUCAAAUAACUUUGUAUGAUUAUAUCAAACUAGCGUGUGUGUUUUUAAAAGCUCUAAAUAGACAAGCAACUUUUUUUGGUAUAUUUCCAUACCAAAGAGUGUGGCUUUAUUUUGUUUUUGAAGGCAUUUAAUGUUAAGACUUGCUGAAGUGCUUGUUACCCUCGCUCUUUCAAAUAAGAGGAACUUAUUGCUGAAAGCGCAUUAGAGCAGUUGUUGUUGUUGUUGUUGUUAUUUUUUUUUAAUUUAA
Oreochromis aureus is the source of this 2997-nucleotide messenger RNA. It is a transcript of the gene lin28b, whose product is annotated as lin-28 homolog B (C. elegans). The transcript is spliced from 4 exons. Gene Ontology annotation, molecular function: nucleic acid binding; zinc ion binding. NCBI's taxonomy places the organism in Eukaryota, Metazoa, Chordata, Actinopteri, Cichliformes, Cichlidae. Bases 263 to 967 code for a protein of 234 amino acids. The record is from RefSeq and is a predicted model, not a curated record.